CUAACCUUCCUGCGUAGCGAUAAAAAUUUUCUCCAACCUCAGAUUCAAGGCCACAACAAGUCAUCAUGGGAAACGGAGCCAAAGCCGCUUCCAAGCGUGAGCGCAACGCGAAAGACAGCAAAGGCACCGCAAAAUCUCAAAAGAAAUCCAAUGAAGCUGCGAAGACUAUCUUGUGCACGAAAUGCAAGCAAUCGUUCCUUAGCACCAAUCGCAUCGGGGAUCUGCAAGCCCAUGCUGACUCCAAGCACGCAAACAUGGCUUUCCAGGAGCUUUUCCCUGACUAUGUACCUCCACAAAAAAAGUGAAGAUGUGAUUCAUUUCUAUGGAUCCCUAGGCAAACAUAUGCUUUCGAGCGCAUUUACCCCUGCCCUUCAGUUUAUCAUGUUUGGAAAACACGCUUUUGAUUGAGGUAAUUCCUUUUGCUAUGUUUCAGAGCGUAGGCAAUGAUCUAGCGUUUUAUGAAUUGGUGAAUUUCUGUAUACGGAGGCCUACACUUCCCGCAUAGCCGGUCUCAUUAGCUUUCGUCACCCACGGCGGAUCACUAGAUCGAGCGAUAUCAGGUUUAUGAUCUCUAGAGCUACUGCUUUAAGAGAUGUGGCCCUGGACAGCUAUCAUUCAAGUUGAAUAAUUUUCAUGUUCAUUGGGGUGGAACUUAUAGAUGUUUAUCUACCUAAAAGAAAAAAACCGUAUAUAUUUAUGAACUUUAUAUAAAAGGACCAUAUCC
Molecule: messenger RNA, 724 nt
Organism: Aspergillus alliaceus
Lineage: Eukaryota; Fungi; Ascomycota; Eurotiomycetes; Eurotiales; Aspergillaceae
Exons: 3
Coding region: 66-305 (79 amino acids)
Source: RefSeq, a predicted model, not a curated record